Molecule: messenger RNA, 1212 nt
Organism: Pleuronectes platessa (European plaice)
Lineage: Eukaryota; Metazoa; Chordata; Actinopteri; Pleuronectiformes; Pleuronectidae
Product: eEF1A lysine and N-terminal methyltransferase-like
Exons: 3
Coding region: 1-1212 (403 amino acids)
Source: RefSeq, a predicted model, not a curated record
AUGAGGAGGAAAGAAGCAUCCAUCUCAUUUCAAUUAAUCACACAUUUAUUGAGUGAGCAGAUUUAUGAUGUCGGCUACAAACAUCUGACUAAUAUUGACAUCAGUGAGACAGUGGUGACUCAUAUGAACCAGCGAAAUGCAGAGCGCAGGCCAGGACUGACCUUCCAGCAGGUGGAUGCUACACAAACCCUGUAUGAGGACGCCUGCUACCAGGCUGCUCUGGACAAAGGGACGCUGGAUGCCAUGGCCUCCGAGGAGGAAGGAGCUCUGGCCAGGAACAUGCUCAUCGAGGUGGGCUGUGUGCUAAGUGUCAGAGGCCGGUAUGUGUGUGUGACGUUGGCUCAGGAGAGUGUGAUCAAGUUGGCCGUGGAGCACUUUGUACAGCUGGGGUGGGCUGUGAGGCUCCACUGCCUGCAGGGGGAUAGUGGAAAAGAAGAGGACUCGUUCUCUCUGCCCGUCUUUGUUCUGGUCUGCACCAAAUUUCGUCAGCCGAUGCCAAUACCCAUCCUGGAGAUGUGUCUCGGGGAGGAUGGAGCCCCAACGCGUCUCACGCAGGUUUCAGAGUUGUUGUCAGCGGUGAGGGAGCACCAGGCUUACUCUGUGUUGAGAAAAAAGCUUCAGUUCUUGUGUGAUUCCUUCUUCCCUCUGCUCAUCAUGUCAGUGCCUCAAGGCAGCGAGACAGCUUGGCUCUACUGUUCCAGCGAGGGGCAAAAGCAGCUGGCAGCCAGUGCUAACUUUCGACGUCUGGUUAUUGUGGCAAUGCACAGGAAUCAGGAAUACACAGACAUGCAAGCUGUCCAAGCAGAACUCUCACCAAUGGUGAUGGACCUUGCUCCUCCGGGUAUGCCAGCCAAUCAGCAGACGGCACAGAGUGAAAGUGAAGCCCAACGAGGGAGCACACAGGGCGGGCAGGGCGGCAAUGUGAGCACCGGGACGCUUAAAUCUUUUAUCUGUAAGAAUGGUCGCUCCGGUGAGAACAGAACUGGCGUGUAUCCCCACUGGCUUCACUGGCUCCUGACCCAUAUUCCCGGAGAAAAUCGUUUUGAAUAUCGCUCAGGAGGAAUCUGUGCUCUGUGGAGGGUUGGUGGUGCGCGCACAGCUCCAGGAGCAGCGGAGGGGUCGUUGCAUCCAUCCUCCUCAGUCAGUGCUCCUCUCUCCGUGCUCAGAGCCUCAGUGACCGCUGCGGGAUUCCCUGCAAUGAAACCGCAGUAA